Messenger RNA from Notolabrus celidotus (New Zealand spotty), 3235 nucleotides. It is a transcript of the gene st6galnac4, whose product is annotated as ST6 (alpha-N-acetyl-neuraminyl-2,3-beta-galactosyl-1,3)-N-acetylgalactosaminide alpha-2,6-sialyltransferase 4. NCBI's taxonomy places the organism in Eukaryota, Metazoa, Chordata, Actinopteri, Labriformes, Labridae. Gene Ontology annotation, biological process: ganglioside biosynthetic process; oligosaccharide metabolic process. Gene Ontology annotation, molecular function: alpha-N-acetylgalactosaminide alpha-2,6-sialyltransferase activity. The transcript has 5 exons. The record is from RefSeq and is a predicted model, not a curated record. Bases 336 to 1202 code for a protein of 288 amino acids.
AUUUAGUGAGCUACUGUGUCAACAAAGCGGACCAAAUAGUAGUCUCUGCAGAGAUUUAUAAUUAUUGUUAAUUCAGACAUCCUGCAGAUUGGAUAAUGUGUCCUGCUGUCUCUGAGGAUUUUUAAUCUAUCAUGAAAUCGAGAGGAAAAGGAUCCUGGAUUUGAGAGUUAUUAGAGGUAUCAGACAGCAGCCAUUAAAAUGUGUAUGGAUUCUUUUGAUAGCGAUUCGUCCAUGGCUGGGUUUGUCUCUCUCGUUACCUCUACCUGGAGAUAAAAGAGCUGGAAACAUGAGUGUCGUCGGGCUCUCUGAGUUAGGGAUCACCCAAAGGGCUUGAUAUGAAACCUCUGACCUUCCGCUGGCUCUGCGUGCUGAGUCUGAGCCUCCCUCUGUUGGUUUGGUUCGGACAUGUGAUCACGCGGGACGGUCCUCCGACCCCUGCUGAGAAAGGCUCCACGCUCAGGGGCUACAUGAGGAUCAGCCCAAGAGGGAUGGACCAGUUCCUGGAUAUUCACUGUAACCACUGUGCCUUGGUCUCCAGCUCUGGUCACUUGCUUGGAGCUGGCGCUGGAGAAGAGAUAGACAAGACUGGAUGUGUGUUACGGAUGAACAAUGCACCAACACUGGGGUUUGAGAGAGACGUGGGGAGCCGCACCACUGUCCGGGUUGUGUCUCACACCAGCGUACCCCGGCUGGUUAAAAACGAGAGCUACUAUUUCGGGCAGUCAGUGAACACCACGUAUGUGUUCUGGGGUCCUGAGAGGAACAUGAGGCAAGACGGGAAGGGACUGAUCUACGAUGCGCUCAUGAAAACAGCAAAGAGAUAUCCAAGCACCUCAAUGUAUGCCGUGACCAGAGAGAAGGUUGAGUCCUGUGAUAAUGUCUUUGAGAAUGAAACUGGGAAAAACAGGAUUAAAACAGGGACGUAUCUCAGCACUGGAUUCUUCACAAUGAUUCUGGCCAUAGAAAUGUGCGACAGCAUCCAGGUUUAUGGAAUGAUCGAUGAUAACUUCUGCAGACGAGCCAUCCACAGUCCCGUUCCUUACCACUAUUACGAGAAGGUCUGGCUGGAUGAGUGUAAGAUGUACAAUUUCCACGAGCACCGCCGGCGUGGGGGUCAUCGAUUCAUCACCGAGAAGGCCAUCUAUGCCAAGUGGGCUACUCAGCACAAGAUCGAGUUCAAACACCCGUCAUGGAGCCCGUAGAGGAGGAAGAGUUAUUUUAAACUCUUCUUCUGACAGUGGGAUUCUCCUGAGCUGGCCUUUGUUCCUCUUUGUUAAGGUUAAAGUGUUGCCUGAGCUGGAACUCUGUCAUUUACAUUUCAGCAGUUUCAUAUGAAAGAGGAAGACAAGUUUAAUUCUGGCUUAUAGUGGAGGAAAUAAUCUGCAACCAAAAGUAUAAAAAAUGUUACAAAUUUAGCAGCAGUCAGCUGUUAAAAAGUAGUGAGUGCCACUUACAGUAUUAGUACAUGUCUGUUAUGUGAAGCCAUAUAUCAGUGUAGAUGCUGAAUAUUACGCCUCUAAACUAGCAACCAAAACCUGUUUAAACCAAAGCUUACAGAUUUUCAUUUUAUUUACCUGUGCCUUGAUGUUCAGACUGAUUCCGCACAAUUUUAUAUUUACUGCUGCAGCUACAUUAGCACUUUUACUUUAUGAUUCAAGAGGUGUUACGUUACUGGCUGUAAUAAUGAAUUAUUUGCAUUGACAAUUAUUUUGCAAUUAAUUUUCUAAUCUACGUUUUAACAAACACUAAACAGUUUUAAACAGAAAUCUCAAUCAUAGUUUACCAGGACUGAAAAGUGAAACAGUGUUUGCAUUUUUGCCUCAAGAAUAAGAAUUGAUUGCAGAAAUAUUACAGGAUUAAUUUUCUGUUGAUCAACUGGUUGAUAAACUGAGUGCUUUUAGCCGCCUUGUUUUUAUAUGCUAGACAUGCCUCAGUGCUUUCGCCAGUAAAGCACAGUACUCUGCCUUAAGACAGGACAGGUAACUUUUUAAAGAGGUGGUAUUAUGCUUUUUUCAUAUUUCAUUUUUUUUUUUUUAAAAAGGAAUUGAAAUGUAUGAUAUCAAAACUAAGCAAAGUUUCAAAUAACAAUGUAAAAGCAUGUUGAAGUAAGCCCAGGAUGAGACUGCAUGCUUCUCUCAAUGUCUUGUUCUAAAAGUCACGUGAGAGUUCAGCGAGAUCAACAUGAGAUUUGCUCAAACUGUGACAUCACCUGUUGGUGAAUAUUGUUAAAAGUCGACAUUUGCCAUUUUAAAAAGAGAAGCUUUUGUUUCAUGGUGCAACAAUGGAGGAGGCUUCUAGAAAGCUGGGAUGUGGAAUGUUCUUGGGUGGGUGGGGGGGUCAUUUAAAGCUUCUACAAAGCUGUUAAAGGGAGAAUAUAAGGCCUAGAAAAAACAUGAUACCCCUCUUUAAGAAAUGUCCUGUCGUCUGAUUCAUGAUGUCUGUCAUGUAGUGAUGCUUAAAGCUAAGGAAAUCAUCCAAAAACCGUGUUCUAUUUUUAAAUCCCAAAAAUCAUGAAAUUGAGUUAAAUAUUGUUAGAGUUGUUUCCCUUAUUGUUCUGGCCUAGAAGCUGCUGACCUAAACUCUAGAGGUUCAUUCUCAUAGACCAGACUCUAAAGGUUGUAAACUACCGUUACCCUUUUUUCUUUUUCAAACUGUACCCCAUUUUUUCCUUCCCCUGACUGCAACAAGCUACAGUGUUGAAGUGUUUGACAUAGCAGUGCCUAGUGAGCUUUAAUUGCCUUGAAAUGUCCUGUGCGCUCAUGUAAAUGUGAUGCUGCUGUUGUUCCACAUGUGGAAUCAGGUGAGACAUGAGUGACGGAACAUGCAGCAUGUCUUGAUGUCACUUGUAGGCUUACACUCAUUCUGACAGGUUUCCCACCAUUUCUCCUUUAAGCGCCACAGACGGCGUUCAGUCCAGGCACUGUGUAUUUGACACACAAUGUUAAAUACAGCUUACCCUUUUUUAUUUUACUGCCUAGAAACAUUAAAAAACAUUGUGCUGCCUUUUUAGCUGUACAAUGCUUUUCCAAACACUGGAACAGUAUUUGCACUACUGAGCUAACUACUGUGUCAAAGUGUUCAUCAUGCAUUGAGUGAUCAAAUGAUGUUGUUGAUGACCUUUUUGGUAUCUAUUAUCAGUGUAAUUAUGUAGUGAACUGUGCAAGCUGAAAACUUGAAUGUAAACUUGAAGCACUGCUUGUUGGUGUCACUGAGAAUAAACCUGCUGUCGAGUACA